Messenger RNA from Microthlaspi erraticum, 618 nucleotides. The record is from the annotation of a GenBank genome assembly. Lineage: Eukaryota; Viridiplantae; Streptophyta; Magnoliopsida; Brassicales; Brassicaceae.
AUGUAUGGUCGCCACCCUACAGCUGUAAAAGUGGCUGAAGCCGCCCAAACAAACACAUCUAAAACAUAUUUUGGUUCCGUCUUUGUUAUGGACGAUCCUUUAACUCUUCUUCCCGAUGUAAGCUCAAAGAGAAUAGGGUAUGCGCAGGGUAUGACCGUAUCCGCAUCUCAAACCGAAUUAGGACUGUUGAUGAUUUUCCAUUUUGUCUUCACGGAAGGAGAGUAUAACGGAAGCACUAUUAGCAUUCUAGGACGUAACCUUGUGUUUUCGGAUGUUAGGGAAAUGCCUGUGGUUGGAGGAAGUGGCGCGUUUCGAUUCGCGAGAGGAUAUGCCGAGGGAAAGACUCAUUCGUUAGAUGUUAAGACAGGAAAUGCUAUUCUUGAGUAUAAUAUUCAUCUCCAUCUGGGUUUUCGCAGCUUCAGAAAUGCAGGCAUGAAAGAAAAGAAUUCCGCCACCGCUUCUACACUUGGACGGGUUUUAGCUACUUGUUCUAAGCAGGCCAAAGACUACGGGAGCUGUGUUGCAUCUAAAGUCCAUGAGGUUGAAAAAGACAUGUGCUUGAAAGAGUUUCUUGCACUGAAGAAUUGCAUGCAGCAUACGAUCCGAGGAAAAGCUUGA